AUGAGCCACGACAAUAUUCUCCUUCCAACAAGUCCGGAGACGACAUUCGACGUGCACGAUUGGCGAGAUGGAAAGCUACAAGAUUGGAUAAAGAACACUGUCAUGAAGGUGCAACAGGGGCACUAUAAUGACAACGACACCACUGAGGCUUUCUCUUUUGAACUUCAUGAAGAGAGGGAAAUCAUGUUGAAGUUGCUCAUCAUGUGCUACGGCAUCAAAACGGGUCACGCAAAUUUCCUUCAAAACUACUCAAAGAAAGAAAAGGAACCGGUGAGAGCCAUGCUGGAAAAGAUCAAAAAGGAGUGCCGAAAAUUGGACAAAAUCGAGUUCAACAUUUUCUACGUUUCGGUUGGCAUCAAAGAAAAGGCGACAUCGAGUGAAACAAAGGGCGAAUUCGGCAAUCUGGAGAUCCCGCUGCUCCAGCUGAGUAAGUCAAAGAAAGUUUUGGAUUUGAGCGACCCGGGAACGAUUUACCAGUCAUUUCAACGUUACCUCGAAAACAACAAGCUGGAGCGGAGCGUUAUCGUUUAUCCCGAAAAAGCCACAUAUGCUCAACAACAGGUUCAAUUGAAGGUGUGCGAGUCACCGAGUUGCACUCUCACAAGCGAUAUCGCAAACGUCGCCAACGUGGUGUUGAAGUUUGCCUCGGUGGCGGCUAUGUUCUGGACACCGGGCUGCUUGCUGGCUGGCCGAGCACUCGCCACGAUGAGCACUCGCAUCUUCACACAGGGAUCCUUUUGGGCGGUGGCCCUGCUGAGAGCAUCGGCAGCGGUGAACUCGGCUACGAAAUACGCCCGUGCAAUCACCACCAUCACCUCUCUGUUCGGAAGCGCUUUUGCUGGAAUG
Mesorhabditis belari is the source of this 846-nucleotide messenger RNA. The record is from the annotation of a GenBank genome assembly. NCBI's taxonomy places the organism in Eukaryota, Metazoa, Nematoda, Chromadorea, Rhabditida, Rhabditidae.